ACUCAUUUUGUUCAGAGGGUUACACACUCGUGAAGAAAACAUUUGCCUAAAGCUAUUACUCGACUUUAUUUCAGUGGAACACACAGCAGUAUAUCUUUUUUAAAGUGGAGUUUUUCUUAUAUAUUUCUCAGUGACCUCAUUCUAGUGCGCUAAACGUUUUUCUCACCACAGCCGUCGACGUUUUAGUGAAAGGAGGAGCGCCACAUCUGGGAACUUCUGGGGUAUCGAACCAGAGGAAAGACGGACUCAACAUCCGCCAGUGUUCUUUGUUUUCCAUCCUUUUGUUUGUUUGGGUUUUUUCACAAUACGCACUGUGGAUAAUGUAAAAAUCGGUUAGUUUUACUGAGGAGUGAUUGUUUUUACGCAGCUGAAACUAAAGGAUGGCGAGUUCUUUGAAGAAUAUAUUUCUCCUACUGGUUGUUUGGGGGAUUUUGCUUUUCACUAACAAUGGUGUGGUUGAGGGACAAGAAGAGGAUCAGGAAAGGUCUUGUCAAGGUGCCUUCGACUUGUAUUUUGUCCUUGACAAGUCAGGAAGUGUCAAACACCACUGGCAUGAGAUCUACUCUUUUGUUGAGAGUUUGGCUGAGAAAUUUAUCAGCCCCUUGCUUCGAAUGUCCUUCAUCGUCUUUUCAUCCAGAGGAAACACAAUAAUGAGACUGACAGAAAACAGGGACCAAAUAACCAAAGGCCUGAACGUAUUAAAAAAGGAAAUUCCAGGAGGAGAUACAUUCAUGCACCUCGGUCUGCAAAAGGCAAAUGAACAAAUUCAUCAGGAGAAUUUUGGCAAAGCAAGCGUGAUUAUUGCAUUAACAGAUGGCGAGCUGAACGAGCAGCCACUUAUAGCAGCACAACAGGAGGCUGCCAGAGCCAGAGCAUUAGGUGCCAUAGUGUAUUGUGUCGGAGUGAAAGAUUUUAAUGAGACGCAGCUCGCUACCAUAGCUGACACCAUCGAGCAUGUGUUUCCUGUGACGGGAGGAUUCCAAGCUCUUAGAGGCGUGAUUGACUCGAUCAUCAGGAAGUCAUGUAUUGAGAUCUUGGCAGUUGAGCCAUCCAGUGUGUGUGCAGGAGAGUCAUUCCAAGUUGUGGUUCGAGGCAACGGCUUUUUGCACGCCCGAAAAAUAGACCAGGUGCUGUGCAGUUUCAAGAUCAACGAUACUGUCACCUUAAAUGUGCGGCCUGCUGAUAUAGAAGACACGUACAUGCUGUGUCCAGCGCCGAGUAUAAACGAGGUCGGAAAGGUGGUAUAUCUGCAAGUAAGCAUGAACGAAGGUCUGUCAUUCAUCACCAGCUCAGUACACAUCACCACAACCGAGUGUUUUGAUGGUACUAUUCUUCUGAUUACCCUGCUGGUCCUGUUCCUGUUGUUGGCUCUGUUGUUCAUGUGGUGGUUCUGGCCCCUGUGCUGCACAGUAGUUAUCAAAGAGCCCCCUCCACCUCCACCCCCACAGCCAGAGUCAGAUGAUGAGGAUGGUAUGCCCAAGAAAAAAUGGCCAACAGUAGAUGCCUCAUACUAUGGGGGACGGGGAGUUGGAGGAAUCAAACGCAUGGAGGUCCGCUGGGGUGGGAAGGGAUCCACUGAAGAGGGUGCCAAGCUGGAAAAACCCAAAAAUGCAGUUGUGAAAAUGCCUGAGCAGGAGUAUGAACCGUUUGAACCCAAACCUAAAAAACAUGGAAACAAGAAGACUCCCCAGAACAGGAAGUGGUACUCCCCAAUUAGGGGGAAACUGGAUGCAAUUUGGGCUCUUUUUCGCCGUGGUUAUGACCAAGUUUCACUUAUGAGACCACAGCCUGGAGAUCAUGGCCGAUGCAUCAACUUUACCAGGGUAAAAGAGGAGGCAGCUAAGGCCCCACCCAGUGCCCAAAGCCCACCCCCACCUCCUCCUGACUACUGCCAGGCACCACCCCCUGUAAGUCCACUUCCUCAAUCUCCACCCUCCAGAGGACCCAAUGUGGCCCCAGGUCCACCUCCUACCCGAGCUCCGCCCACUGCCCCGUGUCCGCCUCCAUCUCGACCCCCUCCCAAACCCUGAGAUCCAACAAUAUAGAGCAUAAAUUUGAUUUUCCAACUAAAAUAUGCUCCUCUCACCAAAGAGUAAAACACACAAAAAUAUUUAUCAGCGUCAGAUAGCCUAUAGUAUGUGCUUUGUUGCUGGACAGCAAAAAAAUAAAUAAAUAUUAACACUAUCAACAAAUGCAAUAAAGAAAAGAUGCUAAUAUCAACUACUGAAUAUACCACAAGUGGCAGAGACGGUAAAGGGUACAUAUAUUUUUUUUGCCUUUUAGAAAAGGUAAAUAAAAAGAGUCCCUCAUUUUCAUCACCAGUCCAAUCAAUCAGGUUCUCAUGCUGUCAACCAUGAGACAAUGUUUGAUCACACUUUCUCUUUUUUGUCCAGUGGUUUAAAUGAUGAAGAUGGGAUUUGAUGAUGCAUGAAAAUAGCACAUUGUUUGUUUUUUUUCUUUUUCGGGCAUCAUAUUAUUGAUCCCAUCAUGCUCUUAGAAAUGAAUUCCAAAUCAUUCAUUUACUGCAUACUCUCUCAGGUUAGCCUCUCGUUGUGUUGAUCGAAAAUGAAGAACAUGUAUUGCAAGUGAUGAUGAUGAAGAUGAUGAUGAUGAUGUAAGAAUAAAACGCAAGUUGCACAGGUUGUAGUGUGUGUCCAAAGUUUUGCUAUCUGUUUUAAUCAGGAAUUUUUGAUGCCUGAUGCCUUUGGUAUGCUGAAAAAUUUCUGCCGAAGCUGUACAAGUUUGCCUGCAAAUGAGGAAUUGGUGUUGAACUGUACGUUUAGAAACGGUGUCUAGAAGUGGUCCAGUUAAAGCUUUGUCCCAAAUGGUGUGUGUUCUUUGCUUUUUUUAUUUUAUUUUAUUCGAUUGUAAAUGCUCAUAAUGUUUGCAGCCAGGGCAAUAUUUCUCUUCCUAUUUGUAUGCAUUAUAUUCCCGCAACUGUACUGUAUUUUCAAAUGCAUCCUUUGUGUCCUUUUAUAACACCAUUGAACACAUCAUGACUGCAGGGCAGUUGACAGCAUCUAAUUUAUUAUUCCCCUGAGCAAGAGCGAGUUACUUGAAUAUGACAAGGUGUCUGAUGUUAAAAAAAAAAGACAAAAAAAAAAUAGGACACUGUUGCAUGUAAUGCUCCAAAGAUAUCCCUUUCUAAACUCCUUGUUAUUUCUUUUAGCUCUUUUAUAACGUUCUUUUUGUAGUUCCCCCAGAUGUGAUUAAUUGAAUCUGAUGAAGUGCCCGUGUUUUGAGAAAAAAUAAAAAAAAAGAAGCACUUUUACAUGUAAAUUUGUGUUUGAAUUUGAGUAACUAAAUAAGCAGUUUGUUUUUGAUCAUUAGGACUAUUUCUCUUAUUUACUACAAACCACGUUUGCUUUUUAAUGACUUCAGCCUUCUGUUUGAUGCAUAUUUAAAAGCGUAAUGUGUGCUGUGUCCUACAGAAAUAAUACGCCAUAUUGUCUUUCUACUUCGUAUUGCCUAUAAACAGCGAUAUUGAUGCAUCUAGUGAAAGGCUCAUAAACUGUUUUCUUUUCAUACACUAUUAAUAAAGGUCAUUUUCCAA
Tachysurus vachellii is the source of this 3553-nucleotide messenger RNA. RefSeq names its product ANTXR cell adhesion molecule 1c (gene antxr1c). Gene Ontology annotation, molecular function: signaling receptor activity. The transcript has 18 exons. The record is from RefSeq and is a predicted model, not a curated record. Lineage: Eukaryota; Metazoa; Chordata; Actinopteri; Siluriformes; Bagridae. The coding region runs from base 381 to 2030 and encodes 549 amino acids. Gene Ontology annotation, cellular component: membrane.